AUGUCCCCUGGCCCCAAUUUUCCAUAUCCAGGCGUGUUUCGUACUGGAAUGUUGGGAGCCCACCCGCCACAAGAGCAAGCGCUGGCAGCUGUCGCGGGUAAGUGCGACGACACCGUCAGUGUCGUCGAGUCGCUCGAGACCAAGUCAUCCAUGUCGGGAAGCGACGUCUCUACCAAGUCUCCCCCGAAACCUCUCCCGAUCCUCCUGGUUAUUGUCAUGUUUCUCAUGAUAGUCGCGUCCGGCGGAGGCCUGUGUCUGUCGGCUCUUCAGUUUCGACCUUCGAAGAAGGGCGAGCGGGAUUGUCUGAGCCAAAGCUUCAUCCUGUUUGCCUCUAUGAUCUCGCCCAUGUACGUGGCACUGCACAUCUUCGUCUCUUUCCGCAACUAUCAGGUCGUGAGGAGGCAGUCGCUGCAGUCGCCUUUGGUAUCAUGGGCCUUCAUCGUCGCACGACUCGGGCUACUUCUUUGGGUUCCGGCUACGAUCCUCUCCUCAGUGGCCAUGUCACACUACCCUGGGUUUGUGACACAGAGCCCGAUCACCGAGCUGAACCUGGCGGUUUCUACAGUUGGGAUCCGUGCGAGCAGCCGCCCGCCAACCCCUCCGGCCUACUACUACUUCCCCGCCAACCACCGACACACCAUCCCGGCGCCGGCACGCGCCAAACUCGUCCGCAAGGCAAGCUACCCCCGCCGCCAAGAGAACGUCCCGCCCGUCCCUCCCAUCCCGUACCCGCACCCGGACUCCCUCGGCAUCAUGCUCCCCAUCCCAGAGCCGUUGCCCCCGCUGCCGGAACUCGCGACGACGCCGACGCCGCUACCAGUCAUCAAGGUCACCCCCGCCACGGCGCCCGCCUGCCUGUGCCCGGGAAACGGGAGGCUCGUGCCACCGGCGCCGAACACGGAUAAGCCGUGCCCGCCACCACCCGGGACGGCGUGGGCCAAGGACUGGGAGCAGCUCGCCGUGGACGCCGGCGUGAGUCGGAACGCGUCGUUGUCGACGGUCGGGACGGCCACGCUUGAUGGGAGGGUGGAUGCGUACCGGGCCGCACUGAGGGCGCCUCUGCCGCAAAUCGUUGUCACCCAUAGCCCGGAGCCGGUUUGA
Molecule: messenger RNA, 1101 nt
Organism: Colletotrichum spaethianum
Lineage: Eukaryota; Fungi; Ascomycota; Sordariomycetes; Glomerellales; Glomerellaceae
Exons: 4
Coding region: 1-1101 (366 amino acids)
Source: RefSeq, a predicted model, not a curated record